GGCGACCAAAAAGUCCGCUGCUCCUCAUUGGCAGUAGUAAUUAUCUUUUCCUUCGUUUAGUUCACAAAAUGUCAACAAAAGAAGCAAAAGAAGCAAAAGAUGAAGACUCUAAUUCGGCUACUUCAACUACAGCAGCUACACCUAUACCUUUUGUUACUUCAAGUUUAGCUUUUCAACGUACUCAGUCUUGGUCUACAACUUCUUCAGGUGAAGAACAUCGUCAAUUUGAAGAGCUUAUACCACCUGAUAACUUUAAUAUGGUGUCAAAUUGGGUUUAUAGAAGUAGUUUUCCAAAAAAAAAAAAUUUUGCUUUCUUGAAGAAACUUGGGCUAAAAAGUAUUCUAACGUUGAUCUUAGAAGAAUACCCUGAACAAAAUAUGAAGUUCUUGGAAGCUAAUGAUAUUAAAUUUUUUCAAUUUGAAAUCGCUGGUAACAAGGAACCUUUUUGUCAUAUACCUGAAGACAAAAUAAGUGCUGCUUUGGCCGUAAUUUUGGAUCGACGUAAUCACCCUAUCUUAAUUCAUUGUAAUAAGGGCAAACAUCGAACAGGGUGUCUGAUCGGAUGUCUUCGCAAGCUUCAACGAUGGACGUAUACUUCAAUCUUUGAUGAGUAUCGACGCUUUUCGCAUCCAAAAUCACGCUCAAUGGAUCAACAGUUUAUUGAAUUAUUCGAUGUAUCUCAAGUAUGGAAACUCGUUGAUAGAAAUUAUGUUCCGAAUUGGGAUGUUUUGGGUUGCCCUUGGUGAAUAUUUAGUGAUAGAUAAUUAGAUGGGUUUUUUUUUAUUGCCAAACUAUUUAAAUAAAAUUAUAUCAAAAGAUUUACAUUAAUAUUUAUAAUUUAUUAAAAAUGAGUGCAUAUUAUAAUUAUCAAAAGAAGUAACCACGGUACAGCUAGUGUAACGAAAUAAAAAUUACUUAUCCCAUUAAAAGGAUCUUAUAUACUAUAUUGUAAUCU
This is a messenger RNA of Rhizophagus irregularis DAOM 181602=DAOM 197198, 955 nucleotides long. RefSeq names its product Tyrosine-protein phosphatase dsp1. Gene Ontology annotation, cellular component: cytoplasm. The record is from RefSeq and is a predicted model, not a curated record. Gene Ontology annotation, biological process: protein dephosphorylation. Lineage: Eukaryota; Fungi; Glomeromycota; Glomeromycetes; Glomerales; Glomeraceae. Gene Ontology annotation, molecular function: phosphatase activity; inositol diphosphate tetrakisphosphate diphosphatase activity.